Harmonia axyridis is the source of this 1909-nucleotide messenger RNA. Its product is annotated as putative inorganic phosphate cotransporter. The coding region runs from base 135 to 1658 and encodes 507 amino acids. Gene Ontology annotation, biological process: transmembrane transport; monoatomic anion transport. Lineage: Eukaryota; Metazoa; Arthropoda; Insecta; Coleoptera; Coccinellidae. The record is from RefSeq and is a predicted model, not a curated record. The transcript is spliced from 9 exons. Gene Ontology annotation, molecular function: transmembrane transporter activity.
GAAUCUAUGUUCCCUUGUUCGAGAGGUGGUAUGACGAAUGAUAACAUUGGUUUCAAUUCAAAUUGGUUUGUUCAAUAAGACACCCAUUAUAAUUACAUCCAAACUCAAAUACAAUAAAUACAAACUUUUCGAAAAUGAUUUCUGCAAUAGAUGAAUCAAUUGAUUAUAACUGCAAUAGUGAUGAUACCUCUGAGGAAGAGGAUGAAGAUGAGCUUACUAAAAUUAUACCACCCCAAGUUGAGGAUACAAAUGAAACUUUCAAAGCUAGAUAUGUCCUGGGUAUCCUAGGAUUUCUAGGUUUCGCAAAUGUUUAUGCUAUGAGGGUAAACUUGUCUGUAGCUAUCGUAGCUAUGGUUAAUCAGACAGCAUUUCCAGAGCCAGUUAACAAUAAUACAUUUGAACAUUGUCCAAUACCAAAUACUACAAAUUCCACAAUUCCAGAUAAACCUGGGGAAUUUAUAUGGAAUGAGGAAACACAGGGUUUAGUUCUAGGUUCAUUCUUCUAUGGUUAUGUUUGUACACAAAUACCAGGGGGAAGAUUAGCUGAGGUAUUUGGAGGAAAAUUUGUUUACGGUAUAGGGGUGUUGAUUACCUCAUUAUUCACUAUUCUUAGCCCCAUAGCUGCACGAAUCAAUUUCUCUCUUUUCAUAUUUGUUAGAAUUCUAGAAGGAAUGGGUGAGGGGGUUACUUUUCCUGCAAUGCAUGCAAUGUUAGCCAGGUGGAUCCCUCCAUUGGAAAGAAGUAGAUUUGCUGCCUACGUUUAUGCAGGUUCAAACUUUGGCACAAUUAUAUCUCUACCUCUGUCCGGAUGGUUAUGUUCCUUAGAUUAUAUGGGCGGUUGGCCCCUUUCGUUUUAUCUAUUUGGUAUAUUAGGAGUAGUCUGGUUAUUUUUCUGGAUGUACUUCAUUUACGACACUCCCACUGUACAUCCUAGGAUAGACAGGAAAGAACAAACAUAUAUUUUAGCCAGUUUAGGACCACAGGAUGAAGAUGACAAUUCGCCCAUACCUUGGUGUAGUAUGUUGACUUCCUUGCCCUUAUGGGCUAUCUUGGUCACCAUGUGCGGGAAUUCCUGGGCCUUUUACACCCAACUCACAGAGCUCCCGAAAUACAUGAGCCAAAUUUUACAUUUUGACAUACAACAGAACGCAAUAUUGUCAGCAAUACCAUACUUGACCAGUUGGUGGUUUGGUAUUUUGGCCAGUAUAUUUGCUGACUGGUUAUUGAGGAAAGGUUAUUUGUCGUUAUCAAUGUCGUACAAAAUAUUCAAUUCAAUAGGUAGUAUAAUUCCAUCCCUUGGGCUCUUAGGGGUAGCUUACGUUGGAUGUGACAGAAUUUAUACACAACUUCUGCUAGCUAUUCCAGGAGCUUUUGCUGGAGCGAAUUAUGCAGGUAAUCAAAUGAACCACAUCGCUCUCAGUCCUAAAUAUGCUGGAACGAUGUAUGGGAUUACCAAUGCUGCAGCCAAUAUGUGUGGUUUCUUAGCCCCAUAUGUCAUUGGCUUGAUUAUAGAAGAUCGGGAUACUUUAGGACAAUGGCAAAUUGUAUUUUAUCUAGCCGCAGGUAUCAAUAUUGGAGCAAACUUAUUUUAUAUAGCAUUUGCCAGUGCUAGAGAACAGCCUUGGUCCAGAAACCAAAGACUUGGCACGAUUAACUGACAGGCACUAUACUUAGCUGUGCUUGUCGAUGAUUAAACAAAUUUAACUGAAGAUCUAUAUACUAUUGUAGAUAUUAAUUAUAAGAUGAAGUGUUAUGUGAUAUAUAUAAGAAUAUACUAUAUGAAGAAGAAUCUUAAUGCCGAAGUAUUUUUUGUAUGAAAAUAUAUAUAUAAUAAUUUUUUUAAACAGGAAAUUGUGAAUAAUUUUAAAAUACACUCUUGGUAAUAUUAAAUUGAAUAUCGAAGUACAGA